Mesocricetus auratus (golden hamster) is the source of this 1200-nucleotide messenger RNA. RefSeq names its product armadillo repeat containing 12 (gene Armc12). NCBI's taxonomy places the organism in Eukaryota, Metazoa, Chordata, Mammalia, Rodentia, Cricetidae. The transcript is spliced from 6 exons. Bases 57 to 1160 code for a protein of 367 amino acids. The record is from RefSeq and is a predicted model, not a curated record. Gene Ontology annotation, cellular component: nucleus.
AGAAUGUUCUCUGCAGGUGCCUUGGGCCAACCUAGACACAAGGCAGCACUGAAGACAUGGGCAAGACCAUUCCCCGGUGCCUGCAGCAGUUGGACUUCCGCAAAAGCUUUGUGGGCCUAGCUACAGGCGCCGGGGCCAUAUACCUGCUGUACAAGGCCAUCAGGGCUGGCAUAAAAUGUCAACCGCCUCUCUGCUCCAACUCGCCUAUCUGCAUCGCCCGUGAGUGUCCGGUCCCUGGGGAGAGGGCUCUGCCCCAGGAGGCACCUGCUCCCAAGGCCUCCUCUGGGGGAACGCCCAAAGGCCUGGCCAUCGAGAGAGAGCGCCACGGGCGGAACUCGGGUGAGAUCCGAAGGCUCCUGAACUCUCUAGAGUGCAAGCAGGACGAGUAUGCCAAGAGUAUGAUCCUGCACAGCAUCACCCGCUGCGUGUACUUGUUGGAGGCUGAGGCCUCGGCUUGUACUAUCGAUGAUAUCAGCUUGAUAGGUGAAAUGCUGGAUGACAAGGACAACAGUGUCAAAAUCCAAGCCCUGAAUGCCCUUAAAGCGUUCUCUGGCAUCAGGAAAUUCAGGUUCAAGAUCCAGGAACACUCCAUCAAGGUGCUGGAGCUCAUCUCUACCGACUGGGACACGGAGCUGCAUGUGGCUGGCCUUCGCCUCCUCAACAACCUCCCGCUCCCCGACUACGUGCACCCGCAGCUCAGGCGGGUGAUGCCCGCCUUGAUGGAGAUCAUGCAGUCAGACUGUAACCUGGCACAGGUGCAAGCCGUCCGCCUGCUGAGUUACCUGGCGCAGAAGAACGACCUUCUCUAUGACAUUCUCAACUGUCAGGUGCAUCCCACCUUCCUGAACCUCCUCCAGACCUCGCAGCCAGGAAAUCUGCUCUUCGAGGUGCUGGUCUUUGCUGAGCGGCUGAGCGAGGGCCGCAAGGCCACCCACUACCGAGCCGUGAAGUGGCAUUACAACGAGCAGUCCCUGCACGAAGCCCUCUUUGGGGACGAGUCCCGCCUGGCAGAUCGGCUGCUUUCCCUGGUCAUCCACCCCGAGGAGGAAGUCCAGAUCCAAGCCUGCAAAGUCAUAGUCAGCUUGCAAUGUCCCCAGGACUUGGGGUGCCGGCCCUCAGCCUGCCGUCCCAGCCAUUCCUACUUUAAAAACGGGGAGUAACGAACGUUAAAAAGAACCAAUAAAUGCGUACGGGAGGAAA